Messenger RNA from Amorphotheca resinae ATCC 22711, 1317 nucleotides. RefSeq lists its product as hypothetical. The record is from RefSeq and is a predicted model, not a curated record. The coding region runs from base 1 to 1317 and encodes 438 amino acids. Gene Ontology annotation, molecular function: flavin adenine dinucleotide binding; acyl-CoA dehydrogenase activity. The transcript is spliced from 4 exons. Lineage: Eukaryota; Fungi; Ascomycota; Leotiomycetes; Helotiales; Amorphothecaceae.
AUGUCUCGAAGAUCUAUUCCGAGAUGCUUCAACCAAGCCAAGCGUCUCUCCUUUCCCCUUCCUUAUUCUCGUUCAAGACCGUUUUCUAUAUCAGCACCGCGCCGUAUGAAUCCUUUGAUGGAGACAAGUGGGUUCUCAGAUACGCAGUUACAAGUGAGAGAGGCGAUUGCAAAGAUAUGCUCAAACUUCCCAGACGAAUACUGGGCGGCCCAUGAUGAGUCCGGAGAGUACCCCCAUGAAUUGCAUGCGGCCUUAUCAAAAGAUGGCUGGAUUGGAAUUGCCCUACCAGAAGACCUCGGUGGGUCUGGAUUGGGGAUAUCAGAAGCCACGAUGAUGUUGCACACAAUUUCAGAGAGCGGUGCUGGCAUGGCAGGAGCUCAAUCUAUCCACGCCAAUGUAUACGCCACUCAACCGGUAGCCAAAUUUGCAACCCCAGAGCAACGACAAAGAAUGUUACCAAAUCUUAUCAAUGGCAAGUCACGGGUCUGCUUCGGAGUGACAGAGCCAAACACCGGUCUUGAAACUCUGAAACUCAGGACCCGAGCCGUGCGUGAUGGAGACAACUACAAGGUUUCCGGCCAGAAGAUAUGGAUUUCCUCUGCUCAAGUAGCCUCAAACAUGGUUCUGCUUGCACGCACCACUCCGCUGGAGGAGGUUAAAAAGCCAUCCGAAGGCCUCUCACUCUUCUUCAUUGAUUUCGACAAGAACCAGCCGGGACUCGAACUGAAGAAGAUCAAGAAGAUGGGCGGAAGAGCAGUGGAUGCUAAUGAGGUUUUCUUCGAUAACUAUAGUAUCCCCAGCGAUUCAUUGAUCGGGAAAGAAGGCCAGGGAUUCAAGAUCGUCCUCCAUGGUAUGAAUGCCGAACGAUGUCUUCUCGCUGGAGAAGCACUAGGACUUGGCUACGCUGCUUUGUACCGAGCUUCGAGAUACGCCAAAGAGCGAAUCGUAUUUGGGCGUCCUAUUGGGAUGAACCAGGGGAUCCAGCAUCCUCUCGCGGAUGCUUACAUGCACCUUGAAGCUGCGAAGUUGGCCACGUACCAUGCCGCAAGACUCUACGAUCAGUCAAGGACAGAUGAAACUAUUACGCUAGCAGCGGUGGGAGUCGCAUGUAAUAGUGCUAAGUAUUUGGCUGCUGAGGCGGCAUUCAAGGCUUGCGAGAGGAGCGUAUUGAGUUUAGGCGGGAUGGGAUAUGCACAGGAGUAUCAUGUAGAGAGGUAUUUGAGGGAAUGUUUUGUGCCUCGGAUUGCGCCUGUAUCGAGGGAGAUGAUUAUGAAUUUUGUGGGAGAAAAGGUCUUAGGCUUGCCCAGAAGCUACUGA